Molecule: messenger RNA, 1708 nt
Organism: Spea bombifrons (plains spadefoot toad)
Lineage: Eukaryota; Metazoa; Chordata; Amphibia; Anura; Pelobatidae
Gene: TMEM39B
Product: transmembrane protein 39B
Exons: 9
Coding region: 163-1617 (484 amino acids)
Cellular component (GO): membrane
Source: RefSeq, a predicted model, not a curated record
UCUGACUUCAUCACGUUGAUUUUGCGUCCUGACCCCUGAGCCUUAGCUUCCUUACGCGCGCACCCGAGCUUCUUUAACACAGAGCGCGCUCACGUCGGGCAGCAGUGCAUGUGAAUUUGUCUUCCAUGUCAAACUGUGACCGGGAGAGUAAUUGACUCAGACAUGGCGGGAGGACGCCGGGGGCCAAACCGGACGUCCUACUGCCGGACUAACUUUUGUGAGCCAGGGUCUUCAGGGGGUCCAGCCCAUGGAGGAAAUUCUGCUGUCGGUGGAGUGAGAUCCAGAGCCAGGAGUAGCUCCAGCACUGGUAUGUCCAGUCCCCCUCUGGCAGCUCAGACUGUGGUGCCACUGCGACAUUGCAAGAUACCUGAGCUUCCUGCCGACCGUCACCUCCUUUUUGAGCUGCAGCUUUUUUUCUGUCACCUUAUCGCCUUGUUCGUGCACUACAUAAACAUCUACAAGACUGUCUGGUGGUAUCCAUCUACCCACCCUCCAUCACACACUUCUCUGAAUUUCCACCUAAUUGAUUUUAAUGUGCUGACCCUUACAACCAUUGUGCUAGCGAGGAGAUUGAUUGGAGCAAUUGUAAGGGAGGCCUCUCAAGGAGGAAAGUCUUCCCUACCGCACUCUCUGCUGCUAGUAGCUACACGGUUCGCAGUGCUUACCGGAACAGGCUGGAGUCUGUGUCGCUCCAUUAUUCUUCUUUUCAGGACACACUCCUUCCUCAAUUUGCUUUUCCUGUGCUACCCGUUUGGUAUGUACAUUCCUUUCCUGCAGCUAGGCUAUGAUUUUCGGCGAUCAAAUCUUUUUUCCCCUGUGCCUGGUUCCCGUGUUAGUGGAGAAGUGGAGCGGGGAGGACGAGAUUACUUUACAAUUCUGCAGCACAUGUGGAGGUUACACAUGCCGAACACAGACCCACUCCCCACACACGCGUGCUGCCUUUCUCCUGAUCUGAUCCGCAGCGAGGUACACUACCUGAAGCUGGACUUCAACUGGCGUGUACGGGAAGUGCUGCUCAGCUCCAUGCUGUCUGCCUACUAUGUGGCGUUUGUGCCUGUUUGGUUUGUAAAGAGCACACAAUAUUAUGAUAAGCGGUGGUCCUGUGAACUGUUUCUGCAAGUAUCCCUGAGCACCUCAGUCAUUCUUACCCAGCACCUCCUGCCUGCACGGUAUUGUGAUCUGUUACACAAGGCCGCAGCUCACUUAGGCUGCUGGCAGAAGGUGGACCCAGCCCUCUGCUCCAAUGUGCUGCAGCACUCGUGGAUGGAGGAGUGCAUGUGGCCACAGGGAGUCCUGGUUAAAUACAACAAGAAUGUCUACAAAGCAGUUGGCCAUUACAAUGUGGCCGUUCCCGCUGAUGUUUCGCACUUCCGCUUUCAUUUUUUUUUCAGUAAACCUUUGCGUGUCUUGAACAUUUUAACAGCCCUGGAGGGAGUUCUAAUCUUUUACCAGCUCUACUCGCUUCUGUCCUCAGAGAAGUGGCACCAUACCAUCUCCUUAGCUCUGAUUCUUUUCAGUAAUUACUAUGCCUUUUUUAAACUGCUACGUGACCGUAUCGUGCUGGGGAAAGCAUAUUCCUACACUGGUGUCUCAGAUACUGAACAGAAACUGAACUGACAACUCCCACUGCACCAGAGCUCUGUAUUUUUGUUACAAAUGCUUUGUUUCUUUGUGUAAUUAAAAGAAAGAGCUUAUUUUUUUACUAUGA